GCUCAACGCUCUGCCUCAAAGCGGAAAACCCUAGUUGCGGCUGCGGCGUAAGGCAAAAGAAAGGGCGAAGGGACCUAGGGUUUAGUUAUGGCGGCGGAGGAGCAUGCUCCUUGUACCAAGCCCCGCCCCGAUAAGGCUAAGAAGCGGAAGAAGCCCAAGAAGGACAAGUGGGGCCAGCCUCUCUCCGCCGCCGCGGCCGAGGAAGAUCCGUCGGUGGAGCCGGAGCAAGAGCCACCGGCGGUAGGCGCGGAGGAGUCGGCGGCGGCGGCGGCGGCGGCGGCAGGCGCGGAGGAGUCGGAGGCGGCGGCGGCAGCGGAGGGCUAUGAGCCCGGCAAGGUGGUGGCGAGCGGCAUGCCCUACACGACCACCGAGGUGGACAUCCGGAAGCUGUUCGAGUUCUACGGCCCCCUCCGGUCGGUGCAGCUCUCUCGCUUCCCGGAUUCCGGCAACUUCCGCGGCCUCGCCUUCGUCUGCUUCGAGUCAGACGAAGAUGCAGCGAAGUCUAUUGAGCUUGAUGGAUUCAAAAUUGGUAACAGAUAUAUGAGGGUUGAAAGAUGCAGGGUUACUGCUAGCUCAAAUAAGAAAAGGAAGGCAGAGUUCCAAACUGACCCUGAGAAGUCUGUGGGCUGCCUGUCCGCAUAUGUUGGCAAUCUCUCAUGGAAUGUUACAGAAAAGGACUUGCGAGCUUUCUUCAAGUCAUCGAAGAUUGCGUCGAUGCGAUUUGCCAUUGAUAAAAGAACCGGCGGUUCUCGUGGCUUCUGCCAUGUUGAUUUUGAAGAUGAUGAGUCGCUUGAGAAAGCUGUAGCAAUGAAUCAGUCUGAACUGCAAGGCAGACCUGUGAAAGUUGCAUAUUCAGUCAGUAACAGGGGCUGAGGAGUAAAGAGAACCCAUCGUCAAAUUUUUGUACUAGUGAGCUUGUAGUGUUAUAGUUUUGCUACCUCGGUGUGGUAAAGCUUUUCGUUGAUUGAUCGAAGAUUCUGGAGUCAAACAUGUGGCAAAUGUAAUCCUUAUGUAACAAAUACUUAGCGGUUGUACCGACCUCUCUCAGCUCGUUGGCUUUCUUCUUUAUCCGAAGUACUGAACAAAUAUUGCACUGCAUAAGGAUGAUGACAGUUGGGAAACUACUGAUAUAACAGUAUGGGUUUACCAAGCUUUUGUCCCUGAA
Messenger RNA from Setaria italica (foxtail millet), 1165 nucleotides. RefSeq names its product RNA-binding protein CP33, chloroplastic. The record is from RefSeq and is a predicted model, not a curated record. Bases 88 to 873 code for a protein of 261 amino acids. Gene Ontology annotation, molecular function: RNA binding. Lineage: Eukaryota; Viridiplantae; Streptophyta; Magnoliopsida; Poales; Poaceae. The transcript has 3 exons.